AUUGACCACUGGAAAUAGACCAAAACAGGAACCGAAGAGAAGAAUAUUCUAUAGGCAUAGAAGAUUCUAGGCUAGGUCAAAAAAUGAGUAAACACAUGUAUUCAACAGCGAAUCUGUCCGAUAAGGAACUUAAAGAGCAAGGAAAUCGACUUUUCAAUCUAAGAAAGUAUGAAGAAGCUGUUAACUGUUACACGAAAGCGAUAAUAAAAAAUCCGAGUGUUGCCCAUUAUUUCACCAACAGAGCUCUUUGUUAUCUUAAAUUAUUAGAAUGGGAUCAAGCCUGCAUGGAUUGCCGAAGGGCGCUGGACAUGGACUCGAAUUUGGUAAAAGCUCACUUUUUCCUUGGACAAGCAUUACUAGAAACUGAUAAUUAUGAUGAAGCAAUUAAACAUUUACAACGAGCAAAUGACUUAGCUAGAGAACAAAAAUUAAACUUUGGUGAUGAUAUUGCUUCUCAGUUAAGAGCAGCUAGAAAGAAAAGAUUUUCGUUACAAGAGGAAAAGCGCAUAGCACAAGAAAUAGAACUACAGUCAUAUUUAAAUAAAUUAAUAGAAAAAGAUAGAGAAUCAAGGAUUCAAGAAAUAAAAGCAGAAGAGGGAGACAAUGAAAGUGCCAGAGAAAAGAUUGAACAUAUUCAAAUAUCAUGUGAUAAUUAUAUAAAUGAUCUUAACCAUUUAUUUAUUAAAGUUGACGAUAGAAGGAGGAAAAGAGAAGUUCCGGAUUAUCUCUGUGGUAAAAUAAGUUUUGAAAUACUUCAAGAACCUGUUAUAACCCCAAGCGGUAUUACUUAUGAUAAGAAAGAUUUAGAGGAACACCUACAAAGGGUGGGUCACUUUGACCCUGUCACUAGAGUUAAAUUGACUCAAGAUCAAUUAAUACCCAAUUUUGCUAUGAAAGAAGUUGUGGAUGCUUUUUUAACUGAUAACGAAUGGGCACUGGACUAUUAACAGUUUUUUUGUAUGUAAGGGUUUAGGCUCAUAGUAGUUCAGAAAUAUUAUUGAUAAAAUACACUCACCGGCAAAAAAAUUUUGCCACUCAAAAUUUUUGAUUAAGUUUGACAAUUUAUAACUUUAUUAUUUGUACCCCGAUUUUCAAGAUUCUUGCAUCAGUUCGUAGGCACAUGUAUUGAUGUCGUUCAUUAUUAUUCUGGUGACAAAAAUUUCUUACUAAGAUGGCAUUAUACGUGGGUGAAUGUAACCGUUGUAUUUUCAUUCAUUCUCUUUGCCUUAUCCCUAUGCGGGGUCGGCUUCCCUAAUUGCAUUUCUCCACACAAUUCUAUCUUGGGUCAUAUCAAUGUUAAUCCCCUUUACCAACAUGUCCUGCCUUAUCGUCUCCCCCCAGCUCUUCUUUGGUCUUCCUCUCCUACUCCUUCCAGGAAUCUGCACUUCAGCUAUUCUUCGUAUUGGGUGAUUAACGUCUCGACGUUGAACAUGACCAACCCAUCUUAACCUAUGCUCUCUCAUUUUGGCAUCAAUUGGGACCGUGCAAGUUCGGCAAAGCGACCUCUAUUUCUACGCUCUGUACUUUUAUUCGCACUUUUAAUUAUAUUGGCCAAUUAUAUUAGUCCUGGUUGCUGGAUAAUUGUCAAGACCAUAGUCCAAAAAAAUAAUAAGAAGAAAAAAAUAAGAUGCAGGUUAUGUUUAGCAAACGUAAACAAUUGUAUGUAGUAAAUAAAAUCCGUUAUUAAAAUGCAGUAUUGCAAGCAAAAUACAAUUAAUUAAAUUUACCUUUAUAUAAUAAUUGCAUAUCAUAUCAAUAUUGUGGAGCAAUAUAUAAUUUUUCUAAGUCAAUGACAGAAGGUAUGAAAUAUACGUCAAUUUGACAAUUUCAAUUGACAAUAUGAAUUAUUUAAGAUAGUUGCAAUAUUUCUCCGCGACUCGCGCACGGUCGUUUCUCGUUUCCCUUUCCAAGUACUUGCACACCGCGAAUUGGUGCCACACCUAGACUUCCCCUAAUAUACUCAUUUCUAAUUUUAUCUUUCUUUGUCACUCCACUCAUCCAUCUAAGCAUUCUCAUUUCCGCCACAUGCAUUCGUUGUUCCUCUUUCUUUUUCACUGCCCAAUAUUCAGUUCCGUACAUCAUAGCCGGUCUUAUGGCUGUUUUAUAGAAUUUUCCCUUGAGCUUCAUUGGAAUUUUUCUGUCACACAACACACCACUCGCUUCUUUCCACUUCAUCCAUCCAGCCCUAAUUCAACUGCAUGCAUCUCCAUCUAUUUCUCCAUUACUCUGUAAUACCGAUCCUAGGUACUUAAAACUAUUGCUUUUCACAAUCAUUUCACCUUCCAAAGAUACCAUUUUAUUUGUAGUAGCUCCAUCUUUAAAUGAACAUUCCAAAUAAUCUGUUUUUGUCCUACUAAGUUUUAAACCUUUUUCCUCCAGAGCUUGUCUCCACUGUUCCAGUUUUUGUUCCAAGUCUCGUUCACUAUUUCCUACUAACACGACAUCAUCAGCAUACAUUAAGCACCAUGGAAUGUUACCCUGUAGUUUCGUUGUUAUCUGGUCCAAAACUAAUGAGAAUAAAUACGAACUAAGCACAGAGCCUUGGUGCAAUCCUACUUUCACAUGAAAUUUAUCAGUCUCUCCCACACCUGUCCUAACACUAGUCGUUACUCCCUCAUACAUAUCCCUCACAAUCUUUACAUAUUCACCAGGGAUUCCUUUCUUAUUGAGUGUCCACCACAGAAUCUCUCGAGGAACUCUAUCAUAUGCUUUCUCAAGAUCAAUGAAUACCAUAUGAGCGUUUGUUUCUUUACUCCUGUAUUUUUCCAUCAACUGCCUUAUAAUGAAAAUUGCAUCUGUUGUUGAUCUACCCUGCAUAAAGCCAAAUUGAUUCUCGGAUAUUUCGGUCUCUUCACGUAUCCGUCUAUCAAUUACUCUUUCCCAUAUUUUCAUGGUGUGGCUAAGCAGUUUUAUAGCCCUGUAGUUUGUACAUUGUUGUAUAUCUCUCUUGUUUUUGUAAACAGGUACCAGUAUACUGCUUCUCCAUUCGUCUGGCAUUUGUCCAACUUCCAUAAUUCUAUUAAAUAGACCUGCUAGCCACCUUGUUCCUGUCUCUCCCAUUUAAUUAAAAAUAUCAAACGCCCUAAAAUUAAAAACACAAAACAAAAUUAACAAUAAAACAAUUCAAUAGCGGGUACCUCUCGCAGCAGCAACUGCUCGCAAUCUGUUUGGCAUCGAAAAAUAUGUGUCAUGCUUGCCUGGGGAAUAGCCUGAUAUUCCUCUACCAAAGUCAUAACUGUACCAAAUUUUCUGGAGGUCUAGGAUGACGGCAAUUAACUAUUUUUAAUUCAUUCCAUAAAUUCUCAAUAGAAUUGAGAUCUGGGCUCAUGCGGGCCAUUCUAAUCUUAUCAAUCCAACCUCUAUUUAUAUUUAUGUGUCAAUCAGUGUUUUUAUUUACAAAAAACUGUACAGCUCUUACAAGAAAAGAGAUAUUUGGAUAAUUCAAAAAACAAAAAUUUUAGUGAUACCUCCGGGAUAAUAUGACAGGACUAUGAAACAAAAUUAAUCAGCUCUUCAAUUUUUCCACAGAAUUUUAGUUAGGAGAAAAUGCAAAGCUUUCAUUCACCCCCGUAUAAUGCCAUGUAAGCAAUUUUUUUGUUACUGGAAUAAUAACAAACGAUAUCAAUACAUGUAUUUACCUACAAAGUGAUGAAAGAAUUUUGAAAAUCGGAGUACAAAUAAUAAAGUUAUAAAUUGUCAAACUUAAUCAAAAAUUUUUAGUGGCGGAAUUUAGUGGCGGAAUUUUGUGCCGGUGAGUGUAUAUAACAUAAGUUUAUUUAGUUAUUUUACUCUGUAAAACCAUUAUGAGCCCAUUAUUAAAUGAAGGACUUGACCAAUUAAUUGCCAGACAUAUAUUAGAGUACCUAUCAUAAACUAAGUACCCCCUAAGGGCUGUUUUAUUUUGUACCAUGUAUUUUCGUUCUGAGAAUGUUCGAAUAUCUGAAAGUUAAUUAUGUUAGUUAGUAUGUACCUACUGCUUUCUUUUAUUUUACAUAUUGUUGUUCUUUGUGUCCAAAUAUCAUUGAUAAUAAAUGGUUCAUAAAAAAUGGUAAUAUUUUAUCUCAGUAAAUUUUUUAGUUAAUAAAAUGAUUGUACUUAUAUGUAUGGCUGGAACAAAUGUUAUGGUUAAAGUUAUUGUAUAAAAAUUAGGAUAGUUUUAUUGAAUAAAAUUUUUUAAAAUAAA
This is a messenger RNA of Diabrotica virgifera virgifera (western corn rootworm), 4183 nucleotides long. It is a transcript of the gene STUB1, whose product is annotated as E3 ubiquitin-protein ligase CHIP. The transcript is spliced from 3 exons. The coding region runs from base 84 to 947 and encodes 287 amino acids. Gene Ontology annotation, molecular function: ubiquitin protein ligase activity; protein-folding chaperone binding. Gene Ontology annotation, biological process: proteasome-mediated ubiquitin-dependent protein catabolic process; protein quality control for misfolded or incompletely synthesized proteins; protein polyubiquitination. The record is from RefSeq and is a predicted model, not a curated record. NCBI's taxonomy places the organism in Eukaryota, Metazoa, Arthropoda, Insecta, Coleoptera, Chrysomelidae. Gene Ontology annotation, cellular component: Z disc; cytoplasm.